Molecule: messenger RNA, 5147 nt
Organism: Leptopilina heterotoma
Lineage: Eukaryota; Metazoa; Arthropoda; Insecta; Hymenoptera; Figitidae
Gene: sim
Product: single-minded homolog 2
Exons: 9
Coding region: 1015-3228 (737 amino acids)
Biological process (GO): regulation of transcription by RNA polymerase II
Cellular component (GO): nucleus; transcription regulator complex; cytoplasm
Molecular function (GO): protein dimerization activity; DNA-binding transcription factor activity, RNA polymerase II-specific; RNA polymerase II transcription regulatory region sequence-specific DNA binding
Source: RefSeq, a predicted model, not a curated record
AUUAUUGAUGGUGAAUAAUGAGAAUCAGGCUAAAUGAAAAAUUAAAUAAAAUUAAUUAAAUUAAUUAAAUUAGUGAUGGUUUAGAGAAAGAAUUUCUUUCUCCAUAAGAGAUAAAGAAGAACAAUAAGAAGAAAAAGAAAGAAAUAAGAAGAAAUGAAGCAAUAAACCGUGACGCAUUUAAAUUGCCACCUGAGUCAUAUCGUGAGACAAAAUUUUUUUUUCCGAAAAAUUUCCCAGGCUCCUUCCGACCACCCUCGGUUAAAUUUUACAAUUUCAAUGUUUUCUGCCGCAUAUUCUAUACUAUGUACCCGCCUGCCAUCUUCUUUCAAUGUUUACACCCUUUAUGGACAUUGAAAGACGAAAUUUUGCCAUAGGCUCUCUCCCACUUCUUCUUCUUCUUCUUCAUCAUCCAAUAGCAUUUUUUUCCCCGAGAUAAAAAGUGUAUUAUCUUCCUUUUUUCCUCUAUUUAUUCAUUUUAUUCAUUUUAUUCACUUUAUUCUCAAUGCCAAGGGGGCUGGUACCGACUUUAGAAAAAUUGGUCCUUUUUUUUCUUCUUCUUCUUCUUCUUUGAGAGAAGAAAUGUUGGUGUGAAAAUGGACACACGGCAACAGUAAAAUGAUGAUGCAAGUGUAGAAGUGUACCAAAAAGGGAGACCCUUGAAAAGCUGGUAAGGGACUGACCCUGCCAAGGGUGGAGCUUAAAAGAAGGGUGGUACCUUCCACUCGAGGGAAACAACAUGGGGCUGGCUUCAACACCAGUUGUUAAAAGGACUCGUUUCAACUUCUCAGGCAGUCUACUAAAUUCACGAGUUGCGACUGCACAUCCCAGCCAAGGAAAUACUCACUUAUUUUCGAAAUCUCUUAUAGUCCCGAGUAUUUUGUUUUUAAAUCCCCGAAAAAAACUCGUUGAAUUUAUUUUUUAAAUUAUACGCGAUAUUUUAAGUUUGAUGGUAAAAAGUGUGGCUCAUGUUGUGUGUGUGAUAAUAAAUUUUAGUCUAAAUUCUAAGGCAGCAUAAUGGGACCUAUGGUGGAUAAUGAUACGCGAGCCGCUGGUUUGCUUUUACACAGUGAUCCGUAUAUUUCUUGCUGGAAACGUAAACAAGCACAGCUUAAAGCUUACAAAUACGCGUCGGAUACUCUGGAUCUGACUGCAACACAGUUAUUGAAUAACAAUAACAACAAUAAUAAUAAUUUGAUAAGUUUCUUUAACGACAAUAGUGGCACUGGUCCACCAGAAGUUGUGAUGAAAGAGAAAAGUAAAAAUGCGGCGCGAUCGCGUCGUGAGAAGGAGAAUCAAGAAUUUUCCGAACUCGCAAAAUUACUUCCACUUCCAACUGCAAUAACAACGCAAUUGGAUAAAGCCAGUAUUAUCAGACUGACAACGAGUUAUCUUAAAAUGAGGCACGUUUUUCCACACGGCCUUGGAGACGAAUGGGGUGCGGCCCCUCCACCUCGUGAAUCGAAUAUGAAGGAAUUGGGAUCUCAUCUCUUACAAACACUGGACGGUUUCAUAUUCGUUGUGGGACGUGAUGGAAAAAUUAUGUACAUUAGUGAAACUGCAAGCGUGCACUUAGGAUUGUCCCAGGUCGUGGAAUUAACGGGGAACAGUAUUUUCGAGUACAUACACGAGGAAGAUCGAGAGGAAAUGGCACGUGUUUUAAUUUUACCACAGGAAUAUUAUAAACAUCCGGAAUAUCUACCACCACCGAAUGUUAGGGGGGAAAUUGAAAUUGAAAGGGCAUUUUUCAUUAGAAUGAAAUGUGUCCUUGCAAAGAGAAAUGCCGGCCUCACGAAUCAAGGAUGGAAGGUCAUUCACUGUUCGGGUUACCUCAAAGUAAAGCAAUGCACAGUCCCCGUAACAGACUACGAAGACAAAUACGAAUACCCCACUUUUGGUUUAGUAGCCGUCGGUCAUUCACUGCCGCCUAGUGCAAUUACGGAAAUCAAACUCCACAAUAACAUGUUUAUGUUCCGGGCAUCUCUCGAUAUGAAACUCAUAUUCCUCGAUUCCAGUGUACCAAAAUUAACCGGAUAUGAACCAGCGGACCUUAUUGACAAAACGUUGUACAAUUAUAUCCACGCGAGCGAUAUUCACGAUCUGGCCAAUGCUCACAUUCUCCUUUUGAAGAAAAGUCAGGUGACGACGAGGUACUACAGGUUCUUAACGAGACAGGGCGGCUGGGUCUGGAUGCAAUCGUACAUAACGAUUGUGAAUAAUCAAAGGAGUUCACGACCACAGUGCAUUGUUUCGGUGAAUUACGUUCUCUCUGGACCGGAGAAGCAGGAAGUGAUAUUAAAUACAGAUCAGAAUAAUACUUCCGUUCAUGGUAAUCCACCGAGUGCACCACUCACUGUAUCGACACCUGGCACUGCCAGCAUCAAUGGCCACGACGAUCACAGUUUGAGUCCAUCCUAUCGCAGUAGAACAGAUUCAGAAUAUCCGGACUCUGGUUACGCCAGUUUGGAGUACAUUGGAAGUACUCCGAAUCCUGGAUCCUAUCUCUCCAGUCCAUAUUCCACUCAAGCUAAUACGCCACACGAGGAUGGGACUUAUUAUGCGUCCGAGAUGUACGGCUACGACUAUGGUAUCCAGCCAAUUUCGUCAGUACCACAACCACAGCAGCAUCAUCAGCCAGUAAUUCAUCAGACCUCAACGUCAAUCAUGAAUGCCCAUCAGCACAGUCCGCAGAAUCCACGAAAAAGGCCAUACUCGGCGUGCUCGAGUUCCUGUGAAAGUUCCGACGCCUCUGACACUCAUCAAUCAAGUCCAUUGGGUGUCAAUUUAAUGGUAGACGGCCUCCGUGGUGUUCAAUCAUUCUCCAACUAUCAUCAUCCCCCACCACAUCAUCAUCAUCACCAUCUACUUGAAUCAUCAUCAUCUUCAUCAACAGUAACAAAUCUCGAAACAAAUGCCGUAAUGUUCCAAAAUUGUGGCAUAAGUAACAAUAAUUCAAAUUACAACAACACAAAUGCAAAUCUUCCACAUUACGAAAAUUAUCCACAUCAUCAUUCGGGUCCACAAAGUAAAAGAAGAGCAGUUCAAAUCGAUCAUAUCGACACUGGUCCUGGUUAUACAAGUGUCAUUGUCGAUUCACAUCAGUACAGUCCAAAUUCAAUACAAAUGAAUGUACAAACACCGGUUGUGUCCACAAAUACAACGGCUCUUCAUUCACAUCAUCAUCAUCAUCACCAUCAUCAUCACGAGGCACAUCGGCAAUUUGUACACUGACAAUCGGUGCAAGUGCCCAUUUAGCACUCGCCAGCUGAAAUAAUGCUCGAUGAGCAGAAAGACUUAUUGCCGGAUGUGACAAUUCGACUCGUAAGUUGGAGGGCCAAGAGUUCGGAAUGCUUUGAAAAUGGAUCCGAAUAGAAAGCAAAGAGGUCUUGGGAAAAAACAAUUUUCUUUUUAGAACAAUUUUUUUUCUGAGAAGAAUUCUCUUUCUCGAUGAGAAAUGAGAACAAUUUUCGAUUAUAUAGAACAAGGUCGAUAGGAUCAGUUCAAAAUUGAAUCCAAUUGACAUUUGAGAAAUGGAAUUUUCAGCACACAAGUAUGUAAUAUUUGUAUAAAAAAUUUUUUCUUCUUUUAUGCAGAAUGUAAAUUGAAAAUUAUUCUGUAAACUUUUUUGCACUUGCGUCUUUUUUUUCACUGAUUUAAUGUUAAUUUUAACUACAUUUUUUUUAUUAUCAAACUAUAAAAAAUUCUCUCUUAGUUUAAUUUUGUUAAUAUAUUCUUUUUGUCUCUAAACAAUUUAGUUAUCUACUUGAUUCGUUUAGUCAAUAAAAUUGAUUCGUUUUAUUUAAUAACAUUAAUUCGUUUAUUUAAUAACAUUUAAUUGUUUAAAUAAAAUUUAAUUGUUUAAUUCUUUUAUUUAAGUAAUCAAUUUAUUAAAAUUUUAUUCUAUUUAUAGAAAAAUUUGCUUUACGUUUUCUCUUUUUGGAAAAUAUUUCCUUUAUUUUCAAAGAUUUCGGAAAAAUUAGCGGUCAGUUGAUGUCAAAAGUAUAUUCUUAAGUUUUGGAAAAACCCAAGGGUUUCUAUUUUCUAUUAAGAGGGCUAAACACUUUGAAAUUUAAAAGCCGUUUAUUGCCUCUCCCUUUAGUUUAUUGUUGUGCUAUUCCGUUACACAAAAGAGACAAAGACGGUGGAACAAAAGCAGAAUAUAGAAAACUUUUUUUUUACACAGAAAAUUUUUUUAUUUUCCAAAAUAUCAAAUAUACUGUAAAAAAAAAUAUUUCUUCUAAUUAAUUUUCAUUAGAGGAAUUUUUCUUCAAAUUGAAAAUAAUUAUCAUUCUCUCAUCAAAGAAAAAAAGAAAAACUCGCGCUGGACGUGAGAGUGAUAAAUUUGGAAUACUUCGACAAAUUUAAAAAAAAAAACAAUUUUUGUUAUAAACAAUCUUAUUAGUAAUGAAUGAAACAAAAAAUUGUUUCAACAUUGUACAUAUAUUGCGAAUGAAAAGUCAAGUAAAUUUCUCGAUAGUAAUUUUUCUAUAGUGUUAAAUGUAAAUAAAAAUAAAAUCUAUCUUGCGAGAGGUGUAAAUUGACAUACUUUGCUAUAUAAAAUAUCAAUAGGUGUAAAUAAAUAAUUGAUAAUAUAAAAAAAAAACCCGAAGACUGACCGGUGCUGAUAUGCCAACCGACCAAAGAAUCCGCUAUAAAUUGUGGAAAAAAAAUUGUAUAUUUUAAUCCCGUUUUUUAAAAAAAAUUUAAAUUACCGUAUACCUAUUGCGUGUAAAAAAAACAAGUCUUAAUUUAAAUAUCCAAGCACUGUAAACAAUAGUCGUGAGUUUUUAUGUGAUUUCCAAAUGAAAAAAAAAUAAUAAUAAACAGUUUUUCUUCCAUUAUAAUCUUAGAUCUUAUUAUUUAUUUAUUGUAUAAUAAGAUCCCACACAAACACAAACAAACAAAAAUACAACAAUUUAUUCAUAAUGUACCUAGAAUUCAUUAUAGGUAAUAAACAUACUCGAUUAACUAUUUAUAUUUAAUGUAACAUCGCGAGUGUGCCGUUCAUAGUGAAGUUCGAAUAUUAUUUUACGCCAUCGCAAUAAUAAUUUGUGAUAUUGUAAAUAUUGUAUAACUAAAAAAAAAUGAAGAAAAAAAAAACUGAACAGAACGGUGCCUAUAAGCCGAAAAUAUAUCAUAUUUUCCUCUGA